Messenger RNA from Penicillium cataractarum, 1722 nucleotides. RefSeq lists its product as uncharacterized. Lineage: Eukaryota; Fungi; Ascomycota; Eurotiomycetes; Eurotiales; Aspergillaceae. Bases 1 to 1722 code for a protein of 573 amino acids. The record is from RefSeq and is a predicted model, not a curated record. The transcript is spliced from 2 exons.
AUGGGAAUCCCGUACCUGACCAAGCAUCUUCUCCCCUACGCCGAUUCGGUCUUGCUUGGUGGGGGCGCCGAUGACCAGCCAAAUGAAGCUCCGCGCGUGCGGUCUGUGGUAAUCGACGGUCCAAGCCUGGUAUAUCAUGUCUACUACCGAUUGCUCGCCUGGAUGAGCCCUGUGCAUGACGUGCUUGACAUACAGCCGACUUGCAACGAGGUGAGUCGGGCAGUAGUGACCUGCCUUCUGGAGUUGACCCGCCGGGGCAUCGAAAUACAUAAAAUCUGCUUUGAUGGGGCUCUGCCCGUCUCCAAGCGAGAAACCCGACGGGCACGAAUUGAAAAGUCCAGGCAUCGACUGGAAUUGUCUCGGCGCAGGGCUCCCACCUCCAGCAACGAGUGGCGUGAGGAGGUAGUCCUCCCGCCCACGCAACUAUGGCAGGGUCGAAAUCUCCCUGCGCGCUGGAGGAACCUCCCCGAGAAUCCUUUCAUGGUCUCUGCGGUCUUUGAGGACCUUCGGACUCGGUGGAAUAGAGAGCAGAUCCUGCAAGAGAUCAAAUGUGAUCCGAGUCAUCUACCAGACGGGGAUUAUCUCUGGGCGGAGAUCGCAGUCAUGGUUCCAGGGGAGGCGGAUGUAGAAUGUGCCCGAGUGUCAAAGCUCACUGGUUCGGCCAUUCUCACAAACGACUCAGACCUGAUAGUCCAUGACCUAGGGCCGGACGGCGCAGUUGUAUUUCUGAACACUGUGCAAUUUGUCGAAGAUGCUGAGGAUAAAGACAAUGCCACAAUUAAAGCUAUGAGAUUGCAUCCCAAUGAUCUCGCCCAUAGACUAGGCAUUAAAAACAUUCUGCGCUUUGCCUACGAGUUGAACGAGAACCCCCAUCUUGGUUUCUCGGAACUCCUGCGCCGGUCCAAAGACAACCAAGGCACGACGGAGGACUCUGAGCAAUAUCAUCAAUUUCUUCGUGAAUACCAGCCGGAGUCCAAUGGUUCCUCGGCUGUCCAAGGCCAUGUAUACCAGAACUUGGACCCUCGAGUGUCGGAGCUGUUCUGGCAGUACGAGCUCCCGGAUGCCUUUUGUGAAGCCAAUCAACCGCACAUAUACCUUGGAAUUCUUUUUGAAGACCAUUCCCGGAAAUGUGCUUGGGAAGUUGGUCGCUUUUAUAGGGCCCUGGGCUAUUCCCUCCUCAACCAGGCUUAUCCGCCAGCGAGGCAGUUUACCACUGUCUGCGAAUUCGUCCGCCGAGGGACCCGGGUUGUUGCCGAGCAGAUUACGCUAUGUGGCUCAAAAACCGUGAUGUCAGAUCUCUCAAUCGUUCAAAAACGCCUCGAUCUAGCCCAGAGUGUAUUCGGGGCUGACGAUCCGUCAACCUUCUGGGUGAUGUUUGCAGUGGCUGAGAUCUAUCGCGAUCCAUCUAGCCAGGCCUCGCUUCCCAGUGGUGGGCAAUUAGAGCGAUACCUGACAAAAGGGUUCGCUGGACAAAAAACGGAAUGGACGGACGUCCACUUUCUUGCCCAAAUUCAUGCUGUCUUGUAUUCGCUCCGGAUGCUGCACCAACUUUUACAAUUCCUACCGGAUGACAACCUGACAGGCUCGAACAGGCUCAUUCUCGGCAGCCUACCACCUUUACACAAUCUUUUACCAUCACGGGGAGAAACCAUUCGACGAUUCUCGAACAGAAGCGGGCUUGCUAAACGCUUGGUUUACCAACUGAUGACAACCUACGGCUGA